Paraglomus brasilianum is the source of this 342-nucleotide messenger RNA. The record is from the annotation of a GenBank genome assembly. Lineage: Eukaryota; Fungi; Glomeromycota; Glomeromycetes; Paraglomerales; Paraglomeraceae.
AUGAGUGUGAAUGACUUGUCCACUAUUCAAACUCCAACGACUUUGCGCUUUUAUGGCAUUUCCCGACAUUGGCCUAUGAGUGAAUCAUUCUCUCCAACAACGUCGAGGAACAUUUCAACGAGAGCUCCGAAACCAACGUCUACCAAGAGAGCUCUUGGAGUACGACGAUACUCCAAACAAGAGACCGUGUGGGGCCCACAAAUAUUCGCGUGGGGCCUCGCAAAUCGGAGUUCCGAAAGGCAGAGCUCUUGGAGUACGACGAUACUCCAUAAAAAUGUCGUUAUCAACUUCACCCUCGACGACGUCGAACAACAGUUCGCAAAGACAUUACCAACAAAGUGA